AGAUGUCGAGAGAUCUAAGGACACAAAACUGGACGGCAGUCUUUCGGUACUCUUUCCUUUCCCUCGCCAUUACUGGUUUCUGUGUUCUCUCCGUUUUUUCUCUCGCUGAUACAACGUUUUCGGGUCUUGCGGAGGAGAAACAAAAGCUUUAUUUCUUCGAGAAGUAGGUUGUUGAGGUUUUAGAAGCUCUCUUCUUCUCGAACAAGAGAUUUUCAUUGAUGGGUGCUUCAGGAAAAUGGCUGAAAACUUUUAUGGGUCUGAAAAAACCGGAGAAGGACGAACAUGAGAAAGUCGGCAGUAAGAGCCGGAAGUGGAAGUUGUGGAGGAGUUCUUUUGGUGACUCCGGAUCUUCGUGGAAGGGUUUCAAAGGAGGGUCAAGAGCGGCAUCGGAGGCUUCUGAUUCUUCGUCAGUAGCUGAUGCGUUUAGCAUUGCAGUUGCCACUAUUGUUAGAGCUCCACCUAAAGAUUUCAGGGUAGUGAGGCAAGAAUGGGCUGCAAUACGGAUCCAGACUGCGUUUCGUGGUUUUCUGGCAAGGAGGGCAUUAAGGGCCUUGAAGGGUGUGGUGAGACUUCAGGCUCUUGUUCGUGGCCGGCAGGUGAGGAAGCAGGCCGCUGUGACACUGAGGUGCAUGCAGGCUCUCGUUCGUGUUCAGGCGCGUGUAAGGGCUCGUCGUGUGCGUAUGUCAAUCGAGGGGCAGGCUGUACAGAUGCUACUUAACGAACGUCGAAGUAAGGCAGAUUUGUUGAAACAGGCUGAGGAAGGAUGGUGUGAUAGUCAAGGAACACUGGAAGAAAUUAGAUCAAAGCUGCAAAUGAGGCAAGAAGGGGCCAUAAAGAGAGAAAGAGCAAUUGCUUAUUCUCUCUCUCAACAGCAAUGGAGAUCAAACUCGAAUCCAAACACGAAGGCCAAUGGGUCAUUGACUAAUCUAAAGCAUCACGAGGUAGAUAAGAGCAGUUGGGGAUGGAGCUGGCUAGAGCGAUGGAUGGCAGCAAAGCCAUGGGAGAAUAGAUUGAUGGAGCAGACACAUGUUGAUUCAUCAGAGAUGACGCCUUCUUCUAAAAACUGUGAUGAUUUAGUUGGGGCGCGCUCAAAAUCUUCCGAACCAGGUUCUGUGAAAGUCAGGAAGAACAAUGUUACCACCAGGAUUUCUGCUGGACCUCCUCUAAUUGGGCAUGCUACACGUUCCUCGUCUGGCCCAAGUUCUGAAUUUUUGUACGAUCAGAGCUCACCAUCCUCUUCUUCAAUUUGCACAUCUACAACUCCGGUGUCUGGAAACACCCAUUUGGCAUCGGGGAGAAUUGAGGAGAGUAACAAUAGUAGACCCAGUUACAUGAACCUCACAGAGUCUACUAAGGCUAAGCAGAGGACAAGCAACCAUUCUCAUCAUAGAGUUCAAAGGCAAUCCAUGGAUGAUUUUCAGUUUAGCAAGAAGUCAGCAGCAUUUUCCAAUGGGGAUACGAGAAGCAGUACUGGUUCUGAUCCUUAUUCGAUUAAUUUCUCCAAGCCCAUUUGCCUGCCAACACGAUUGGAUAACAACUCAAUGAGCGUGAGGGAGUAGAAAUGUAUGUUGCUAAGAAUCAUGGUUUUAUUGUUUAUGCUCUUGCCUUUGGAGUCCAACAUCUUGUUGUCCUGUGAGUGUGAAAUCGCUGUUCAUGUUGCAAGGAAGGAUGCGCAGAACCAAAUCAGGGAUUGAGAAGGCGCUGAGAUUUCUUCUUUGGCAGUUUGGCGUGUAAUGUAUAUGCUUUCUAGCGAGAAAUUGUUGUAGAUUGAGACGAUGCGUUUUUAUAUUUGUUUUGGGUCGGUUGAUUUUUUUCUUUUUUUUUUCAAUGAGAGUGAUGCUUCUGGUGGUAUUGUGAUCUUUUUUAAUUAACGCUUUUUAUUUGCAAAAUGAUGCUUCUGGUGGUGUUUGGUGUU
This is a messenger RNA of Nelumbo nucifera (sacred lotus), 1915 nucleotides long. RefSeq names its product protein IQ-DOMAIN 6-like. Gene Ontology annotation, molecular function: protein binding. The record is from RefSeq and is a predicted model, not a curated record. NCBI's taxonomy places the organism in Eukaryota, Viridiplantae, Streptophyta, Magnoliopsida, Proteales, Nelumbonaceae.